UUGUUUACAUUUUGCAAAGUUAUUUUUAUGCGCACUGCACAGAGAUGUGGCAUUAGGAUGUUCAUGAAAAUACUCUUUCUUUUUGCAUACUUUCUAUUGCUUUUUUUAAUUGUAAGGUUUCUUGAGUUUUACGUCACUUCACUUGCUGGAUGCUCCUGUUUAGUUAAAUAUUUCUACGAAUACCUACCGCUGUAUAUUUAUGGCUCUUCUACUAACAGCCAAAAUGAUAACAUCAUAAAUCAUCAAGAACAAAUAAACACAAACCAAGCAAAUGACAACGAGGACGACUUAAAUAAAGAUUCUGAAACUACAGGUGAUGCAGAUAAAAUUUUUGAAUUUUUAACAUAUGGAGAUUUCAUUGAAAAUGUGGAAGACACCAAGGCGAGCAUAUGGGUUGUUAAUGUUUUUUCACCUGGUCACACAAAACAUUUUUUGAAUAAAAGGAAAUGGAACUUACUUUCGAACAGACUGCAAAAAUAUGGCAUUAGAACAGGUACAUACCAAUGUAAAAAAGAUCCCUGGCUAUGCCUGAGACACAAAAUAAUAAAACCUACGGUUAUCUUAGCUAUGCCAAAGGGAUCUCAACCUAAAGGGAACGUUGCUCUUUUUAUUUAUAACAUAGAAGAACGAGAAAAUCCAAUUGAUACAAAAAGUGACAUUUUUAAUUGGGUUCAAAGUAAACUUUAUCGCAAAGUAAAAAUGUUGCAUUCAAUUUCAGAAUUAACUGAACGCCCAGUUACCAGAAGAAAAAGUACAUCUGCCAUACCCGCUAUUUCUUUUAUUUAUCAUUCAAAUAACCAUGUUCCACCCUUAUUGCUUUCUGCCUUGUCUGUGAAGUUUACAGGCCGGAUUAAAUUCUAUAUGCUUAAAACAGAAGAAAAAUUACCCUAUGGAAAUGUAUUUGCAAUGACAAAAUCUGCAACCUAUAGCUAUGGCAAACAUAAUGGGGAGAGUUUUAACUACACUUGCAUGGAACUGUUUUUGCGAACUCUUUAUCCAGAAGUUAAUGAUGUGUUUAUUUUUUCCAUUGUAUUGUUAAAUAUGGCUUGUUGGCUUGAACUGUUUCUGCAAAAGGGAGGACCUUUAAGAAGAUUACUUUUUUAUUUAUGGGGAUUUGCAUUAGCAAAUUUUAUUUUGUUUUUUAUUUGGCUUCCUGUUAUUCAGUUGCUGUAUAUGCCACAACUACAACCAAUAAUUGAAAUAUCCUUGAGAAGUUUGCAGCAAGUAAUGUUUACAAAUAUUGCAGCAAUUGUUCGUCAAGAUUUUUUGCAACUUUCACAACACCUGUAUGUCGUAUUUAUCGGAUUUAUUUGCUAUGGUGUUGUCAUUGGUUACUUGAGAUACAAACUUAGGAAUGACACUUCGCGACAAUCACAGACAAUGGUGUCCUUGUUUGAUGAAGAUAUUCAAGAAUUAAAUGAUUUGUUUCGCUCUUUAUUAGCUUAUAUAACUCCAUCUUUGCAGGUUUAUAGAUUUGAAGAAAGAAUUGAACGAAUAUUGCAUCGUCUAUCAACACCAGACUUGUGGUUACAUCAUGUACAAUCUGCUGAUUUUAUAUGUGAUCUUCCUGUCUGGGAACACUGCGAGAAAAGAUUUAAUCCCGAAGAAUUAAUUUCACAGUAUAGUUCUGAAAGUGAAUUUUUUUCUGAUAAUGACCAACCUGAAAUAAAGUCGAUAUGUUUAAAGUGUCAUUUGAAAAAUCCUGAUCAAAUUCCUGAGCAUGUUUUGUCAGCAACUGACUGUGUGAUAUGUUUAGCUGAGUAUGAAUGCAAAGAACUGGUCUCUGGUUUGCCAUGUGGACAUUCCUUUCAUAAAAAUUGCAUUGAGGAAUGGUUUUUCUCAGGUACAAGCUAUAAUAAAUACAGAUGCCCAAUUUGUAGGUGGCCAGCUGAUUUACCCAAAGGAAAGUUUGAAAUCAUCGAUGCAACUGAGUGAGAAAAAUUGUACACCUAUAUACUUGUUAUAUUACCUUUUUUUUAUUACAUUUAAUAUUUUUGUCAACAUAGUAUACUGUUGGGGUGCACAUCUUUAAAAAUAUUCUGCAUCCAUUUAUUUUUCUUUAUAUAUUUUCUUUCUUGUGUAUUUAUAUGUAUAGUUAUGUAAUUUAUUUGUUGAAAUACAAUUUAUUGCUAUGAGGAA
This is a messenger RNA of Hydractinia symbiolongicarpus, 2139 nucleotides long. RefSeq names its product E3 ubiquitin-protein ligase RNF103-like. Gene Ontology annotation, molecular function: ubiquitin-protein transferase activity. The record is from RefSeq and is a predicted model, not a curated record. Gene Ontology annotation, cellular component: endoplasmic reticulum. The coding region runs from base 28 to 1935 and encodes 635 amino acids. Gene Ontology annotation, biological process: protein ubiquitination. NCBI's taxonomy places the organism in Eukaryota, Metazoa, Cnidaria, Hydrozoa, Anthoathecata, Hydractiniidae. The transcript has a single exon.